AUGAAGAAGCUAUCCCCGAAGAUCUGCCAGAAUUGGACCAAGUCCAGUAAGGAGAGUUGCUCUAUCUACAUUUACAAGGUGAUGAAGCAGGUUCACCCUGACGCUGACAUUUCUUCCAGAGCCAUGGGUAUCAUGGACUUGUUUGUCAGUGAUAUUUUCAAGCAAAUCACCAGCGGGACUGCCUGCCUGGCACAUUGCAACAAGAGCAGCACCACCAUCUCCCUGGAGAUCCAGACUGCUGUGUACCUGCUGCUCCCUGGGAAGCUGGCCACACAUGUUGUGUUGGAUGGCACAACGUUGGUCACCAAGUACACUGGCUCCAACUGGCUGUCCAUGUGGAAUGGAGCAUUAAUUGAAUUACAUUUUGCUGAUGACAGCUUUAACCACAAGACUGAAUACCUUGGAAUAUUGUUGCUACCCCGGCUUUCAGUUACCGCCUUGUGUUAG
Molecule: messenger RNA, 447 nt
Organism: Stegostoma tigrinum
Lineage: Eukaryota; Metazoa; Chordata; Chondrichthyes; Orectolobiformes; Stegostomatidae
Product: late histone H2B.L4-like
Exons: 2
Coding region: 1-447 (148 amino acids)
Cellular component (GO): nucleosome
Molecular function (GO): protein heterodimerization activity; DNA binding; structural constituent of chromatin
Source: RefSeq, a predicted model, not a curated record